Penicillium malachiteum is the source of this 1497-nucleotide messenger RNA. Its product is annotated as tannase and feruloyl esterase. The record is from RefSeq and is a predicted model, not a curated record. The transcript is spliced from 4 exons. The coding region runs from base 1 to 1497 and encodes 498 amino acids. Lineage: Eukaryota; Fungi; Ascomycota; Eurotiomycetes; Eurotiales; Aspergillaceae.
AUGAUGCUCUCACUUGGCCUUCUGGCGUGGACAUCUAUCUUCAGUCUUGCUAGUGCUCAGUCUCAGUGCAGCUUGCCGGCAGGUGAUGUUUGCGCUUUUGAAAAUGCCACAACUUAUGAAGCAACUGGUGCUCCAAAUUGUACGACUAGUGGCGUUCAAAAGUUCGUGAAUAAACUUGCAGGAAAUGAGACAAGAUUGACUGUCGCCUAUGCUUUCUACAUCAACAACAAUGCCACUCUUAAUGAGUUUACGGAUUAUGUCAAUGCCUCAACUUUCACUCCCACGAACAGUGGCACGCCUGUGUGUGCCUUCCGAGUGGAUGGCAAGAACAAAGAGGGUGCUAGCUGGGGACUUGGUGCCCUUCUUCCCGCUCACUUCAACAGAAGUCUGAUGAUGGCUGCCCCGGAUGUCGGAAUAUCCUGGGGUGUCGCCAGUGCUGGUUUGAGAUACGCUUUCGCAACUUUCGCUUCCAACUCCGGACAACAUGAGCCGGAUCAUGUUUCGGGCUGGGAAACACAAAACGGAUUGACUGCUUGGAGCCACCGUGCGUUGCAGUUAUCCACUAUAACUGCCAAGGCUAUCGUCAAAGCUUGGUAUGGCGUGGAGACAAAGUAUAGCUAUAUUAAUGGUUGCUCUGGAGGAAGGCGACAAGUGCUGAAGUCCAUUCAGACCUACCCUGAUGACUAUGAUGGUGCGAUGGCGGGUGCACCAACAUGGUGGUUGACUCACCAGGAGUUUUACAAUAACAGACAGACAACUCUGGGUGGCUCCAGUAAUGUGAACUCCUCAAUUCCAUCGUCUCUUUAUCCCGUCAUUGAGGGGGAAGUCAUUCGUCAAUGUGAUCCUCAGGAUGGUCUGACCGACAGGGUGGUCUCAAACCCUCAGGGCUGUUUCUUCAAUGCCGCAGCAUUGGCCUGUAACAGCACACAAACCUCUGACUGUCUCACUCCGCAUUCAGCUAAAGACCCUUCAAAAGAUAACGUCCUCGGGCUCAAGAACUUCACAUCCAAGGACCUGACCUACAAACUCAUUAAAGAAGCGGAAUCUCUGAAUCCCGCCCAAGGUAAUGCGGACGAAUUUGACCUUUCGCCGUUCUUUGAGAAAGGAGGAAAGCUUUUCCACUGGCAUGGAAUGUCAGACUCGAUUGUUUCCCCCGGGCCAAGCGUGUACUACCACAACCAGACUGAACACAUUGCCCAGGAGAAGGGCAUCAACAUGACCGAUAGCUAUCUCCUUUACCUGAUCCCUGGUCUCGAACACUGCACCGGAACUUCAGACUGUGUGGAGGCCCUGUGGUACCUGGCUGGUCCGUAUCAGGCCGGCAACUUCUUCAACUUUACCCCUGCGAAUGUCGUUGAAAAUUACCCGCACGACUUUUUUCUCGCACUGAUGAGCUGGGUUGAGGGUGGCCAUGCGCCAUCAUAUAUGGUCACGACCAAUUUCGAGAAUAACACAGACCCAACAAGACUGCUGCAUAAUCGCAAAAUUUGCCCGUGA